GUCAAGACAUUAUUUUCUGAAAGAAAAAAAAGACGUGUAAAUUAAUUUCUGAUUUUCUGUACAUAUUUGACAUAUCUCUAAAUAAAGUAGUAUUUUAUUGGGCUUAAAAUUGUUAAGAGAGGUUUCACACAGUCUGUGGCGGUGAAGAGACUGAAUAGCCAGAGAUAAACACUUCUACAAACAACUAAGGAGGAUGAAGGUGGUGCUAGCAGUUCUUUUUUCUGCUCUCCUUGUCAUGGUAAUCCCACCAAAUUCAGUUGAGGCAGAUGGGGAAUUAGGACAGCAAUGGUGUAUUGUUGAUCAUCAAGCCUCUAAUGAAACUAUUCAAGGGGCACUAAACUGGGCAUGUUCGCAAGGGGAUGAUAUCUGCCUUAAUAUACAAGAAGGAAAGCCUUGCUAUCUCCCCAACACAUUGGAAGACCAUGCUUCCUAUGCUUUCAACAGUUACUAUCAAAAAUUCAAGAGUCAAGGUGCCGCUUGUUAUUUCAAUGGUGCUGCCAUGGCUAAUGAAGAGGACCCACGUUAUGGUUCAUGCAAGUACGAGAUACUUCCCUAAUCUGAAAUGAAGAACCUACUACCUUCGAUCUGAUUUUUUAUUGUUUAUGACGAGCUUCAUCGUUCUAUUACACAAUUUUUUCUUUUUAUUCUCUUUAAAGGAAAAAUGCUCAAUUAUUUCCGGAAUGGAAUUCAAAUCAAUAAUGUUACUUUCUUACUUAUUCAAAUUUUUCAACUUUUA
Molecule: messenger RNA, 736 nt
Organism: Papaver somniferum (opium poppy)
Lineage: Eukaryota; Viridiplantae; Streptophyta; Magnoliopsida; Ranunculales; Papaveraceae
Product: glucan endo-1,3-beta-glucosidase 4-like
Exons: 4
Coding region: 194-556 (120 amino acids)
Source: RefSeq, a predicted model, not a curated record